AUGUCUGUGAACAAGUUAAAAAGCAGCGGUCUGCUUAGGCUAGAAAGUAAGAGCGUCGAUAAGACGGACUCGAAUAACAAUCUUGUAAAAAAAAAUACGAAUAUAAAAAUUGUGAGGAAGAAAACAGAUGGACACAUUGAGAGGACCCUGACGGGUACCCUUCCUCCUCAGAAGGAGGGGGACAAGGUGGUGAAGCGCAAGGUACUUAAGAAGGCGCAAGAAGGGGGAGCCACCGUUGUAAUGAAUACAGGCAGCACAGGGAACGAUGGAAACGCUGCUUGCAUGGCGGAAUCAAUCAUGCGCAACGAGGAUGAAAAAAAAAGUUAUGUCGUUCGGAAGACCGCCGCAAAGUUUAGUAUGAGGCCAGGGAAGACGAACCAGGAUGCCCGCAAAGACGUCCUUAGGGAUGAUGACGACGCCAAUGGAGAGGAAAGUCCGAAGGGGAACCUCGACUAUGAUGAUGCUGGCAGUGGUAACGGCAAAGAUUACCAGCAUAAUAAUAACCCUAAUGGCGAUGACGCCUCCCUUCAUGUUUCGAAAAAAAGUGUGAAGAAGAAAAAACCCACUCAGAGGGAGCUAAAGCAAAGCAACCCUUGGGCAAAUGAUGCUAUUCCUGGAACUCAGUUUGAUUAUACAGGCAACCCUAAUGGAAGGAGCGAUAAGCGUGAACAGGUAGAAGACGACUCGGAAAAUGAAAUCCUCAAUUCUAUUAUCAGCAAAAAUGAAGAGUCCGUCUUACCAGAACCACCCAAGGAGGUGAAAAAAAAAACAAAAAAAAUUAUUGUCCGGAAAAAAAUACCCAUAAGUGAGAAAUUAAAAAGUGCAGAGAAGGGUAACGAGCCCCCUGGGGUGCAAACCACUUCUGGUGGACGGACACCUCGCGGCACCACAACGAUCAUCACCAACAGUAGCAGUGGUGGGAAGAACAAUAGCCAAGCGAACGAAUGCUGCGAACAGAUGGUGAAGGAAAUAAAAAUGAACGAAACGAAAUUCGCAGUCAUGCAACAGACGCACAAAGAACAAAUGAACACCAUGGUAGAAGAAAACAAAAAAGAAAAAAACAAGCUAAACACAUACAUACAAAAUUUAAACGAAGAAAUGCACAACAUAAAUAAUAAGCUCUGUGAUGAAAUGAAGGAAAAAAAUACACUUAAGGAAAGUUAUGAAAAUUUACAAAGUGACAAAUUAGAGUUGGAAGAAAAAAUUAACAUGUUAAAAAGACAAGUAGAAGAAUUAAACGAAAUGUCUACCCUCCUGAAUGAAAAGGUUGCCACUCUGGAAGAGGAAAAUCAAAUGUUAGUGGAUAGGGAUCAACAACAUGAGCUAAAGGUUGAGGAACUGCAAAGUGAGAAAAUGAAAAUGGAAAAAAAAAUGGAUGAACAGAAUCUUCUAAUCAAAAAGAAGGACGAACUUAUAAACAAGUACAUGAGUGAAAUAGAAAAUUAUAAAAACGUGUUGAAGAGCAAGGGAGAAAUGAUGAUCCUUGGUAGCUCCACCACCAUCGAUAAAAGCAUGUCAGACAAAAACAGCCAAAAGGAACAGGUAAGCAAACUGAUAAGGGAAAAAAAGGAACUCAUUUAUGCUUUUAAAAAACAGCUAGAUUUGAUAAUAAUCCUCAAAAAGCAAAUAAGCCUUCUCGAAAACAACAAAAUUGUUACUAUGACUUCUGGCGAGCUUCAGAAGGUGCUUCACGAUUGA
Messenger RNA from Plasmodium fragile, 1698 nucleotides. RefSeq lists its product as uncharacterized. The record is from RefSeq and is a predicted model, not a curated record. The transcript has a single exon. Bases 1 to 1698 code for a protein of 565 amino acids. NCBI's taxonomy places the organism in Eukaryota, Apicomplexa, Aconoidasida, Haemosporida, Plasmodiidae.